Molecule: messenger RNA, 423 nt
Organism: Malus domestica (apple)
Lineage: Eukaryota; Viridiplantae; Streptophyta; Magnoliopsida; Rosales; Rosaceae
Source: RefSeq, a predicted model, not a curated record
AUGAAAACUGCUGGAGAUUUCUUAGUCGGUGAUUUUUUGAAAGAGAUCAACACCGAUUCUUUAGAAACUGAAACUAGUUUGUUUUGGCCUGAGUAUUUCCAGAUGUUCUCCAAGGGAAUGUGUUAUUGGCUGGCAAUUGAGCAAGAUAAGGAAUUAUUUCCAUUCGACCUAAUUGGGAGUCGAUUCCAAGCGAAUGGGACAUUGAUCAUUUCUUUCGAUACAAGUCGUGAGGUAUCUCACGGUAUACCCUUACCAUCUGAGCUCCAACAGUUUGUCCGGUCGGAUCACCUUUGUUUGAAGCUUACUGUGUGGAAUGAAUCAGUUGCUUUUCUUGCCCGUGUUGUGAACAGUCCUCAUGACAACAGAUAUCCUGAACCUUAUGAAAUGUGGGUGAUGGAUGAUGACUUUAAGGGUGCCUAUUGA